CUUUCAUUUCCCUUUUCUUAUGUGCUAGUACUACAAAAAGCCAAUAUAUCGUCUUCAAAACCACAAGUGGUAGAAACUUAAACAAGUGCAAAGCUUUCAUCGGACAAACACACCCAAAAAAUGGCUAAGGAAGGUCUCGGGUUCGAAAUCACGGAGCUGCGGUUGGGUCUCCCCGGAGGUAAUGGGAUCGAAAAAAAUGAGAAGAAAAGGGUGUUCUCGGAGAUUACAGAGGAGGAUGAAAAUGGGAAGAACAAUGGCAAGAGUCAAGUCGUGGGGUGGCCGCCGAUAUGCUCGUAUCGGAAAAAGAACAGCUUCGGUGAUAAAGACGGGUCUAAAACAUCAAAGUUUUACGUUAAAGUUAGCAUGGAUGGUGCUCCUUUCCUUCGCAAAAUCGAUCUAGCAUUGCACAAAGGCUACUCUGAUCUUGCCACGGAAUUGGAGAAGCUCUUCGGAGAGGCGUUAAGGGAUGCAGACAGCUGUGAAUUCGUGCCCAUAUAUGAAGACAAAGAUGGAGACUGGAUGUUAGCAGGAGAUGUUCCCUGGGAGAUGUUUAUUGAAUCGUGCAAGAGAUUGAGGAUGAUGAAAAGGGCUGAUGUGAAGGGAUUCGGAGUGCUGCAACCAAGGGAAACUCUCAAAGGAGUGAGUCCAUGCAGGAAUUAAUGGCCCUAGUUGAAGAAUUACUUGACCAGAGUCUCUUUUAUGCUAUAAUUUGUUAAAAUUAAU
This is a messenger RNA of Hibiscus syriacus, 723 nucleotides long. RefSeq names its product auxin-induced protein AUX22-like. The record is from RefSeq and is a predicted model, not a curated record. Bases 121 to 660 code for a protein of 179 amino acids. Gene Ontology annotation, molecular function: protein binding. Gene Ontology annotation, biological process: regulation of DNA-templated transcription. The transcript has 3 exons. Gene Ontology annotation, cellular component: nucleus. Lineage: Eukaryota; Viridiplantae; Streptophyta; Magnoliopsida; Malvales; Malvaceae.